Macroventuria anomochaeta is the source of this 526-nucleotide messenger RNA. RefSeq lists its product as uncharacterized. The record is from RefSeq and is a predicted model, not a curated record. Bases 140 to 466 code for a protein of 108 amino acids. The transcript has a single exon. Lineage: Eukaryota; Fungi; Ascomycota; Dothideomycetes; Pleosporales; Didymellaceae.
CGAAAACAAGUACUCUUCCUUGAGGCGAAGCGUGGAAAGAAAUAGAGCGAUUAAUCGGUUCCACGAAUCACAGCGGUGCAAUGCUAUGAUGAGAAAGCACGAGUCGAGCACGCCAGUCAGGACAUAGGAGACACCCGAAAUGUGGGAGCUACCACACUGGAAGGGAACAACAGCGUACCACACGCAAGACGAUAUACCACAAUGUCGAAGAUAUGUACGAAUAUUGUACGUACACUGUACCAUAUACAGCACGGCCUGGCGUUAUAGAUGGAUUCGACAGAUACCGGGCAAAGGCCCUGGAAUGCACAACAUUAUCAUCUCAGAUGGGCACAACCUCACCUUGACUUUCUGUGUACAUCGCACACACCAGCAACAUCUCGAUAAGCACCUUCCCGUUCAUUUUCUGUUUAUUGCUCGGCUACUGUCCGGAGUUCAGCACCAGCACUUGUCGUUACGAGCACACUAAUUGCCAAGCCGAGCGGUUUUGAGCGGCGCUCGUUAUCGCUCUUGGCUACGCUCCUACCCU